GAUUCCGCACGUCGUCGACAGAGGGCGCUAGUCGGACUCAUUCCGGUCUUCGGACUGCGACUAUAGGAUGCAGAAAUGUCCAUCCGGUUGCGACAGUCGUUGAACCAGAGUGCGUGAUGUUACGUUCCUGAUGAUUAACGUAGUAGUACGAAACGUGUCGUAUCGGAAUACCACGCAACAAAUUCUUAAAGAUAGGUGCAGCAGAAUAACGUAGUACACUUUAACGAGUUAGGCUUAACCGGAGUAAAUUAGGAAGAGAUCCCAAGAUGGCGGAUCUGGAGGCUGUCCUGGCCGAUGUCAGUUAUUUGAUGGCGAUGGAGAAAAGUAAGUCGACACCUGCUGCCAGAGCCAGUAAGAAGAUCAUACUGCCAGAUCCCAGUGUUCGUAGUGUAAUGCACAAACAUCUUGAAAAAAUGGGAGAAGUUACAUUUGAUAAAAUUUUUAAUCAGAAAUUAGGUUAUUUAUUAUUUAAAGAUUUUUGUGAAAAUGUUUGUGAUGAACCUGUGUCACAACUCAGCUUCUAUGAAGAGAUUAAAAGGUAUGAAAAAUUAGAGACAGUAGAAGAACGGAGGCAAGCUGCAAGAGAAAUAUAUGAUAAUUUUAUCAUGAGAGAAUUAUUAUCUCAUAUGCAUAAUUACUCAAAGGAAGCAGUAAGUCAUGUACAAAAGUAUUUAAUGAGAAAUGAAGUUCCUGUCAAUUUAUUUCAGCCGUAUAUAGAAGAAAUUUUUAACCAUUUGAGAGGAGAUGUGUUUAGAAAAUUCAUUGAAAGUGAGAAAUAUACGAGGUUUUGCCAAUGGAAAAAUUUAGAGUUAAAUAUUCAACUGACCAUGAAUGAUUUUAGUGUUCACAGAAUUAUUGGACGAGGUGGUUUUGGAGAGGUGUAUGGCUGUCGCAAAGCUGACACCGGAAAAAUGUAUGCAAUGAAAUGUUUGGAUAAAAAACGAAUAAAAAUGAAACAAGGUGAAACUUUAGCAUUGAAUGAAAGAAUUAUGUUAUCCUUAGUCAGUACAGGAGAAGAUUGUCCAUUUAUUGUUUGCAUGACAUAUGCCUUCCAGACACCAGAUAAACUUUGUUUUAUAUUAGAUCUUAUGAAUGGUGGAGAUUUGCAUUACCAUUUAUCACAGCAUGGAGUUUUUACAGAACAAGAAAUGAGAUUUUAUGCAGCUGAAGUUAUUCUUGGAUUAGAACAUAUGCAUAAGCGAUUUGUUGUCUAUAGAGAUUUAAAACCAGCCAACAUUCUUCUAGAUGAACAUGGACAUAUCAGGAUAUCGGAUUUAGGAUUGGCCUGUGAUUUUUCAAAGAAAAAGCCUCAUGCUAGUGUUGGGACUCAUGGUUAUAUGGCUCCUGAAGUUUUAUCCAAAGGAAUGGCGUAUGAUUCAAGUGCUGACUGGUUUUCAUUAGGAUGCAUGUUAUAUAAAUUGUUGAAAGGACACAGCCCAUUCAGGCAACAUAAAACAAAAGACAAACAUGAAAUUGAUAGAAUGACAAUGACAAUGAAUGUUGAGUUACCAGAUUCAUUUUCUGUUGAAUUGAAAGCAUUGUUAGAAGGUUUGCUGCACAGGGAUGUUGAUAAAAGAUUAGGAUGUAAAGGAAAGGGUUCUGAAGAAGUAAAAGAACAAGCAUUUUUUAAAGGUAUUGAUUGGCAGUUGGUAUAUCUUCAAAAGUAUCCACCUCCACUGAUACCACCAAGAGGUGAAGUUAAUGCUGCAGAUGCCUUUGAUAUUGGUUCAUUUGAUGAAGAAGAUACAAAAGGCAUUAAAUUAACUGAAGCCGAUCAGGAACUGUACAAAAAUUUUCCAGUUGUAAUAUCAGAAAGGUGGCAGCAAGAAAUAGCAGAAACUGUAUUUGAAACAAUUAAUCAAGAAGCAGAUAAAAUUGAGCAGAAAAAACGUGCCAAGAUGAAAAUGAAGUUUGAGGAUGAAAAAGAGUCUGAUUGUAUUAUUCAUGGCUAUAUUAAGAAAUUGGGUGGGCCUUUUGCAUCUGCUUGGCAAACUCGUUAUGGAAAACUCUAUCCAAACAGACUAGAACUUCACACAGAAUCAAGCAGUAGUAAACCAGAACUUAUUUUUAUGGAUCAAAUAGACGACGUGUGUUCUGAUUAUGUUCAAGUUAAAGGAGAACAAUGCAUUGUAUUGAAAAUGAAAGGAGAAAGAGAACGUGAUGCAAAAGUUGUACUUACUAAUCCAGAUGAGAUUGGAUUGAAAGAAUGGUUGAUAUCAUUGAAGUCCACACACAAAAAUUCUCUAGAAUUAUUAGGAAGCAUGGCAAAAAAGGCUGGUAAAAUCUAUGGCACAGAAACUAACAAUAGGAAUAACAUUGUUAGCCGUAGUGCUAAUGGAAAUUGAACAUCAGGCAGGGAACAAAAUUCAAACAGCGAGAGUGCAAUUACUCGCCGACAGGCGAACCUUAAAGUGUCACCCGGGACCCGAAAUCCCUUGGACGUGCAGCCGACAGAAAAUCGGGAUAAAGAGUACGCGACUUACAUUCUCCUCCCUACGUUCGUCUACCAUCCGAAUUUUGUUAUAAAGAUUCCGCGGCCAUCGACCGCAUCCGUGCAGACUUUCGUUGUCGAGGCGGCGUUCGACAGGACAGAAGACGCGACGCGCCCACUCGCUCGGCCUCCCGUGUAUAGUACUUUAAUUUAUUCCGUGUCUGUAAUUGUGCGAUCUGUCGAUAACCGCGCCUAGAUAGAGACAGAGAGGUCGACGCUGCCCCCUAGUUUCAGUGUUUAGCUUUGAGCUUCCCGACAGAGUCGCCUCCUCCGUCAAAGACGAUUAGACACCUCUCUUCUAGUCCGUUCCUUCCCCGGCCGUUCUGCUGCCACCCGUACGGAAGGGAAGAGCGUUCCGACCCGUCGACAACCGGUAAAAGAAAAAAGUGGAAACACCGGGUGGCAGCGCAACUGACGAAGGAUGCAAUGGCGCCACUCUGCCUCCUCCUCCGUCUCCUCAAAAUUUGUUACAAAAGGCAAAAAACUUCCCUGCGGGGUGGAGGAAGAUUGGGCAUUGCCCGUCUUGUCACGGGUAGAAGAGAGAGGUCGUACUUUACGCAGUCUUCAGGUGUCAAAUGUUUUAUUACAGGUAGAGGUUAUUGUAAAUCGUCAUGUAUAGUACAUGUACUUAAACGUCGUUUUCACAGAUGUGACUAUUUAAAAAAUGAAUAUGGUCUAACGAAUCAGUGAUGAAAUAAACAUCUUUUAUUUAACUUUCGUCUUCCUCGCCUCUCAUUUUUUUAGAAGAGGAAACGUGAUUGCUCUAAUUGAGACAACACUAAUCUUUCCAUUAUUUAUUUGUUUUAGAAGAAAAUUUGCGUCCUUCGCGAGACUUUCCAAAAGGUAGGAGGGUUUGGAUCGACCCGGUUAGAUCAAGUGUGUUAUCCUUGCUGCUGCAGCUGGCUGUAUGGUGGAACGGUUAAGAUGACAGCCUACCACUCUGGGAGACCGAGAUCAAAUCUGGACCGGUCGAAAUACUUCAAGAAUUUUUCGGGGUCGUCUGUCCAGAUAUGUCAUGCCCCAUUCUUCGUCAUCCAGUCGUUCCAUUGUGGGCCUGGCCAAACCCAUAAUAAGAUUGAUACAGAGACUUUUCUAGUGCCCAUAGGGCAUAAAGAGUAAAAAUACAAGCAAUUAUUUAUUGUGACACGUCGUCACAAUGCUGUGCUGAACUUUUAAUCAUCAUUUAAUUUUUAAAAAAUCACGUGACUUUUAGUCUAAAACUCAUAAAUAGUUAGUGGGACCUCCUGCUCCUAAUCUUCCUCUCUCUGGCCGCGGACGACAGUGGAAAUGUAUAAGUCUGCAAUUUAAAAAUUGCAGCCCAAAAUAAAAAUGCUUCGGUGCAAAACUAUUUAUUGGGCCCCGCAAAGUUUAUAGUUAUACAAAAUUAUAGAAUACGAAUAUUUGUAUGAGUUAUUUAAAACUUUUAUUUUAUCUUGCCAAGGUGUAAAUUGACAAAGCCCGACUUUACACCCUUACCUAGCAAGAUGUACCACCAACGUUGGUUGCAGAUCUUGCAACCCCGGUAAUUUUUCUGAUAUUUAUCAGAGGAGAGGUGAUUAUAAUUUUCAAUUAAUUUAUUCGUAUUAAAUCAGUAAAUUGUAUCCUUUAAUUGUGUUCGUUUAAACCAAUACUAUCGGAAGCAGUGGUCUAACAAUUUCUGGGGGAAAUAAGUUUUAAAGUAAUACAGCAUUAUGGAAUGUUCAUUAUUAUAAUAAUGAUUAUUGGAUUGUGUGACUUAUGACAGCCGAUAGACGACACCCAUAGACUCUAUGGUAGUCGGUCUUAGGAUUAUAGCGCCUCGCCGGUAACGGGCGGAAGCAGGCUAUUCUAUAUUCACUUCCUUCGAAAUUACAAUUCGAUUAAUUUUUAAACACAUUAAUUUCGGCCAGGAUUCACAAACACUCAGUAUCGUAACUUAGGACGAAAUUCAUCGUAAGUUGCCAGAUGCAAGAAGUCUCAUAUUCGCAAAGUGCCCGUACGCUACGAUAUCGUAAAAGUCUAGUACUCACGUAAGUCUGGGUACUGGUGGUCGAGUAUUUGGUUCUAUCGAUAGAUAAUCGAUUCGAGCGUUUUUUCUGAUUAUUUCUUCUAAACUUUCUGAUUCAAAACUUCUAUGUUAUCAAAUGACGAAAAAAAGUAACUACUGUAAUUCCUAUCCAUUUUAAUUCUAAAGAAAUAAAAUGCUACCUUUCCUCAGACCACAAAUUAAAUACCACGUGCAGCGAGAAAAUUCUUAAAGAAACGUCUUUCUAUUGGCUGUAUUAAAACGGAAGCGGUCCCUAGUGGUGACGCUAGGAAUCACUCUCUCCUCCUUGCAGGUCUCUUUUAGCAAGCCCAUUACGAGUUCAGGCAGGUUCACAAUGGGGCAGCUGGGUGGUGAGGGAUGGGAUCCGACAUAUCCGGACAGACUUCCCCCCGAAAAAUUUGUGGAGAUUUUUCCAUCUGUGUGGAUUCGAUCCUGGGGCCCCAGAGCGGUAGGCUGCCACCUUGACCGCUCGGCCUUUUGGGCGUUCCCUAACGAUGCCAUAAGACACACUCGUUACCAGUUCCUUCUGUUUUAUCUAAGGCACAUUUCUGGGAACGGUUUUUUCGCGACAGGAGAGCCGGAAAGGCACGCGGACGUCGGCGAGACCCGGAAAUGACACAGUGUGGUAAAGCCCGGUUAAGACGUUUCCGCAUUUCGCGUUGGAAUUCUGCUGUCCCUAGGUACGAUUCCGGUAUCGACGGUUAAACCGUUUACCGAUUUUCUCGCCCUUUUAACGUUCGGAAAUGGACUCUGUGGCCGACAAAUUUCGGCCAUAAACUGUUGUCGAUUGGAAUUGGAAAACUUUUCCUUCUAGAAAUAUGAAGUGUGUCGCCGUUAUCGAUUACAAAGAAACGGGUCGGUUGACUUAAUGGUUUUUUAAAAACGUCACAAAUAGGCGGUCUCCGAUGCGUCUGUAUUUUCCCACCGAGUUGUGCACCCUCUUAUCGCCUAGUAGGUAAAGUGGGAAAUUUCCAUCAGAGACACCUGUUAACAAAGGAAAAUUAUUCGUUACUGGUGCGAAAGUCAUAUACAAUCACCAAUCUUAGAUGUAAAUGGGUAAACACUUAAUAAAUAGCGGUGGAGAACGUAGAAAAUUAAUCUUUUUGUCAAAUACGCUGUUGAUCGGACUUCCCCCACACGCAUGCAAUUCCCAUCGUCUAUUUGUGACAUCCAAAAGUGCUUUUGAUCGAUUAAAAUAUAUAAAUAUAUCUGCCGCCAUAAACAUUAAGAGUAAAAAGAAGUCGCAGAUAUGCUUUCGUCGACUCCCAGGCUGCGCAUUCUGCACUGGCCUAAUUUGAAUGCGCUACGCACCCGGCUACAUCGAAUAGAAAUGUAUUUAUUGCGCGUGGCAAGUUCGAUAUCGUCGUCGUCGUUACAAGAGAUCUUCGCGUGCAACGUCCUCCUCUGCAAUUCCGAUUGGUGGUGGACUUACCCUCAAAAAUGCCACGUUGGAAAUUAGCACCGUUUCGGUUGUGGUUCAGGUAUUAAUCUCGGACAUAGUUAUAGGUAAUCGGUAAGAUUCGUGCUUUACCGAAGCACGAACUCUACCAAUUACUAACAGCUAUGAACGAGUUGUUUACAAAAAUGUUCCAUUAGUCUUAUAAUUCUCUUAUUAUGUUCUAACUUUUUGCCAGUGUUAUUGGUGUCUUCCACAGAUCGGCAUUGAACGGAUGAUGCACGAGUUGCCGACUUUUUAGAUGUGGGCUGUUUGCAAUUCCCUCAUUUUACCGUAAGUAUACAGUGUAUAUAGCCUAUAUAUUAUAUACAGGGUUGGCACGAAUAUUACGCCGUGUUUUUCCUAGAAUCUUAAUGUUAGAAGCUUUGCGCUAAGAACAAGAAGCAGGCCACUCUGGAUCGGUACUUUAAAAAGUUGUAGAUAUUACACAUCAUUGUAUCUCUUCUGUAAUAAAAUACAGUAUGUGGAUUUAAAAAAAAAUUUUUUUUGCCUUUUCCGCUUAAGGCAUUUUCCCAAGUAGGUCCUUCCAAAAUGUUUUAACGGGGUUCUAAUGUGUAAUACGAUGAUUGUGAUAAUACUCCUCACGGUUGUCAUAAACUGAUUAUCUUCAAGAAAGAAUAGGACGGUUUGAAGUACGAAAUGACUUACGCUGGUUAAUAUGAAAGAAACGCAGAAUUGGGAAAACGUUGAAAGGAGCCUACCGCGAGUCGUAUCCAAAAUUUCCAAUCUGGCUGUCGAUGAAAACGAGUUAUUCGAUGAGAUUACUUACAUUUCCGAGAGUGCUUCUGCAGAAAAGAUUUGCAUAUGGAACGCCAAGAAGUCGACUGUUGCGGAUCAAUGGAUAGAAAGACUCGGAUCUUUCGCUGCAAAUCGCGUGCCAUAUGAACAAGUUUUACAGCUCGUCGAGUUUGUCCUUUGUCACCCGAGAACUAAUGCUACAAAUUAAAGAGUGCUUUCUGCAAUGAAUGUUAAUGUGGACAACCGAGAAAACACUGCUUGAAGUCGAAACAUUAAAAGGCAUACUGGUGGUCGAGCAUAAGUUUGGUGACGAGUCCUGCGGGAAAGUUUACGAGACACUGCUGAAGAAAUCAUCUGUGUUACGAGCAGGAUUUCUACCCACCCGGAAGGGCAGGAAAAUCAAGAUUAUCAUGUGUUUAGAAAUAGUCGGGAAAAGUCAGCAAAUGUACCUGCUUUGUUGAUUUUUUAAAGUAAGAUUCAAACCUAACACUUUUAUUGUAAAAAAGCCGUAUUAAUUAUGCAUUAUUGUGAAUUUUAAAGAAAAAUCUGUAAUACUUUUAAUAAUCUAACAUUGAUAAAAAAAAUUUUUUUGAAAUAUUUGAACUUUCCUAAUCUCUCGCAAUUAUCAUUUAAGCACUCGGUUUGAGGGUUGGAUGUUAAUUAACUGAUUAAAAAACAUGAUAACAAAUUGCAAAAAUGAUAA
Messenger RNA from Centruroides sculpturatus (bark scorpion), 7414 nucleotides. RefSeq names its product G protein-coupled receptor kinase 1-like (gene Gprk1). The coding region runs from base 267 to 2345 and encodes 692 amino acids. Gene Ontology annotation, biological process: regulation of signal transduction; G protein-coupled receptor signaling pathway; protein phosphorylation. The record is from RefSeq and is a predicted model, not a curated record. The transcript is spliced from 21 exons. Lineage: Eukaryota; Metazoa; Arthropoda; Arachnida; Scorpiones; Buthidae. Gene Ontology annotation, molecular function: G protein-coupled receptor binding; G protein-coupled receptor kinase activity; ATP binding.